AAGGAUUGCAACAUGGCGGUAGCACCAGAACCAGGAAGCUCAGGCGGUGGGCAACCCUGUGGACCUCUCACUUACAAGAAAGAGGCGCUGUACAAAACCGGAUUCACACAGUUCCCAGAGGACUACCUUAGCAGGCGUGCAGAGCUUGUAGAGCACUUUUUUGAGCUCCCAGAUAAACGCAAAAUUUGCUACUGGACUGAUGGCGACAAAGCCAGCGGUGUGCCAAUUCUUUGCUUUCACGGAGGAUGUGAAGGAAAGUCCAAGUGGAUGCAGAAAAAAACUAUCCCAGGGGUUUUCCUGAUCGCCAUAGACAGGCCCAAUUAUGGCAGGAGCUCGCCUGUCCCUCUCACUUAUGCGUUCCCAGACGUUGUCAAAGACAUUGGGUUGCUUGCUGAUCAUCUUGGACUCGAUCAGUUUGUCUGCAUGGGUCAUUCUGUUGGCACUUGUUGGUGCCAGCAGAUUGCUGCAGCUCUGCCAAACAGGGUUCGCGGGAUCAUCCUCUUCGCUGCAAUGACGGAUCCAUGCGACCCAACAGCCGACUUAGAUGUGAAGCUAGCUGUGGGAUACUAUCCCAUGAAAGACUGUGGACCCUGCGGAAAGUGGGACUGCUGCUGUCACCCUUUCACUGGGUUGUGCGGCUGUAUCCCAAGAAAAAUUUUGAUGAGCAUGACGGGCCUUUCAAUGAAGUCCAUGGCAUGUAAGAUGGAAAUGCAGUUCAAAAAGGGUGGGAAGACAGGAUACGAGAAGUUCAUCCAAGAUCCGUUCUGGCAGGCAAGCAUGGUGGACAGCUGGUGCGCUCACGAGGACGGAAAGGCAAUUCUCGGGGACACAAAGCGGACGUUGUGUAACAAAUGGACUUACAACACAUCCGAUAUCAAGUGCCCCGUCUUCAUCUAUCAAGGGGAUGGUGACAUGGACGUGCAGGUGCCUGCGACGACGAAUCAGCUGCAGAAGCUCCUUCCUCACGCCAAGAUUGAAAUCAUCCACGACUACGGGCACAUCUGCACGAAUGGGCCCAACGACGAGACCGUGAGACGGGUGCUCAAGGCUGUCGCUGAAAUGCCAAGGCUGGACGCGUCAAGGGACACCCAGACAUCGAAAGACACACCAGAACCCGGCGCGGCCAUCACGACCGUGACCAACAACAACGCGUGA
This is a messenger RNA of Guillardia theta CCMP2712, 1155 nucleotides long. RefSeq lists its product as hypothetical. NCBI's taxonomy places the organism in Eukaryota, Cryptophyceae, Pyrenomonadales, Geminigeraceae. The record is from RefSeq and is a predicted model, not a curated record. The transcript has a single exon. The coding region runs from base 13 to 1155 and encodes 380 amino acids.